AUGAACUUUGAACCUACCGAUUAUUUACAAAACUUGAAUCUAGAAUUCGAUUCGCAAUUUGUUUCCCCAAAUAUCAACCAACAACAAUUGGACCAUGAUUUAGAUUUGUUCUCCCUGGCAAACCAUUUCUUCUCACUUGAUGUAUUGGGAAAUGACAAUAUCGUCCCAGUCAAGUCAGAAGUUACUGAUCCGGUCUUGUUGCCACAUCAACCUCAACAACAACAAACUCAACAACAACAACAACAACAACCAAUACUGUCACAACAACCAGACUAUUCCUUCUUAAACUUCGACAUUAAUACCCAAGCUAGAAUUUCUUCUGACGUCGACCAUGAGUUCAAGAAACCACAAAAGAGAUCUAUCUCGGAAGUCAACACUCCAAUGUCUACCUUCUCUGAUGAAUCAGCCACCGGUGCUGCCUCUGAAGACAAGAGAAAGAGAAACACCGCUGCUUCCGCCAGAUUUAGAAUCAAGAAGAAGUUGAAGGAACAAGAGAUGGAAAAGAGAUCCAAGGAAUUGGAAGAGAAGGUUGUCAUGUUGGAAAAGAAGUUGAAGCAAUUGGAAAUGGAAAACAAGUGCCUCAAGAAUAUGAUUUUGCAACAAAACGAACAAAAGAACGAAGACUUGUUGAAGAGCAUAAAAGAGAGAAGUAUAUUGGAUUCCAAAUCUAUAUUUCAAUACACCAAAUGA
Messenger RNA from Spathaspora passalidarum NRRL Y-27907, 690 nucleotides. RefSeq names its product Met28p (gene MET28). Gene Ontology annotation, molecular function: DNA-binding transcription activator activity, RNA polymerase II-specific; RNA polymerase II transcription regulatory region sequence-specific DNA binding. The transcript has a single exon. NCBI's taxonomy places the organism in Eukaryota, Fungi, Ascomycota, Pichiomycetes, Serinales, Debaryomycetaceae. Bases 1 to 690 code for a protein of 229 amino acids. Gene Ontology annotation, cellular component: Cbf1-Met4-Met28 complex; nucleus. Gene Ontology annotation, biological process: regulation of transcription by RNA polymerase II. The record is from RefSeq and is a predicted model, not a curated record.